Messenger RNA from Pongo pygmaeus (Bornean orangutan), 1305 nucleotides. Its product is annotated as stabilizer of axonemal microtubules 3. Lineage: Eukaryota; Metazoa; Chordata; Mammalia; Primates; Hominidae. The transcript has 5 exons. The record is from RefSeq and is a predicted model, not a curated record. Bases 39 to 1034 code for a protein of 331 amino acids.
AGCCAGCUCCUGCUUGGCUACGGAGUGGGGGUGGAACCAUGGCCAGUGGCACCCUGGCUCUGUGCUGUGGCCCCGCUUGCUGUCGUAUCUCUGCAACCGAGGUACCUGGAUCCAGGCCCAGCUGGCAUCUCACCAGCAGCUACGUUGCCCACCGCAUUAUCCCACCCAUACCCUUCACCCCGCCCACGGUGCAGUCCACGGUCGCGGACCCUCUACCUCCGACUGCAAAGCAGGAUUCUCGCAUCUGGGCUUUCGACGAGGUCCUCAGCAGAUGGGAGACAACCUCUGGCUCGGCCUACGUGCCCAAGACCCAUGGCUGGCCCUGCGCCCAGCCCAGAGCCCCAGAGCCUGCAGACCCCACGCGGACUGUGGGGAUCAAGGAUUCAGGAGAAAAGCUCAGACACCGCGGCUGGUGCCUCCCACUGACCACAAAGUACCAGAGCAGCGAGACGAGGGCGCAGUACACUGGCUCUCCCAGCGGGGACCCGCGCGCUCCGGAAUACUUCGGCCCCCAGCCCCCACAACUCGCAGACCACCACCGCGGGGGGCCUUCCCAGGCUCUAAUCGCCUGGACGCAGAACCCCGCGCUGUCUGGCCGGCCUUUCACAGUAUCCGACCGGGGCGUCCUGGACCGCCGCCAGCUCUAUCUAACCACCUCGGCGCGGGACUUUCGGUUCUAUCCCAAGACGGAGCUGUCCGGAUACCCCCGCAAGGACUCCCUGACCUACUGGAGCUUCGAAGGGACGCCCCAGGUCUGGGGCCACGGCCCGCAGAGGCCGCCCCGACCACCGCGGGUCCGCGUGCCGCGCGUCAGCCCGGUGACCUCGGCCAUGCCGCACCGGGGCGCCCUGUCUCUGGCUCAGGAGUCUUACAUCCCCCUGCUGCACCCGCUCCGGCGGCUCGACCGCUUCUGCCCGCUGGAAGCGCCCUGGGGCGGCCCGCACUGGAAGCCCCUGCGGGGCAUCCACAGCGUGCCGAAAGCCUACAGUACCGAGAACUUCAGCUAUGGCAGCUCGAAGCCGGCGCUGGUGUGAGCCGGCCCGGCCAGCCCCACCCCAGACCCGCUCCCAGGGCCGCGCGGGCGAGCGGAGCUCCGGACCUCUGCUCACUAGGAGGGGUCCGGACCCAGCCUGAGUCGCACUCAUUACGUCUAUUGGCAACGUGGGGGCGGGACUAGCCCAGACACCCACUCAGCUGCGGCGUCGCGGAGAGGGGACUAAGUCCAGAUAAUGUCCCCGGUGGCUGUGGCCCCAGGGGCAAGACACGCACCCUGAGGGCGUAUUAAAUAAUGAGUUAAAUCACCUG